AUGGCUGAAGUUCAACAAGGCAUGGACAACCUCUCCGUCAAGGAGAACGUCCAAAAGCCUGCUGCUCCAAAAAAAGAAAAGAAGAAGGCUCCCCAGGGAAACCCUUUGCUCUUGGACCCACAGCCUGAGUUCUUGGACCACCGUAUCAAAAUCUUCGAUGAAAUCAAGGCCAAGUAUGAUGCUGAGAUUGCUGCCAAAGAAAGAGUCGCCAUCAAGAUUACCUUGAAAGAUGGCUCCAUAAAGGAAGGAACUGCUUUCGAAACAAGUCCUUUCGACAUUGCCUCGAGCAUCGGCAAGUCUUUCCUUGAAAGACAAGUCAUCUCGAAAGUAGAUGGGGAAUUGUGGGACUUGGAGAGACCUUUUGAGUCAGACGCCACUUUGGAAUUCUUGGACUUCGAACACCCAGAAGGUAAGGCCGUUUUCUGGCAUUCUUCUGCCCAUGUCUUGGGAGAGGCUUGUGAGUGCCAUUACGGUUGUCACUUGUCCUACGGUCCACCAACCGAGGACGGGUUCUUCUAUGACAUGUCCAUCAGAGACGGUUCGGGAGUUGUCUCACAAGACGACUUUGGCAACUUGGAGAAAGUUUCCACCAAGGUGAUCAAGGAGAAGCAAAAGUUCAUCAGAUUGGAAAUGACCAAGGACGAGUUGUUAAAGAUGUUUGCCUACAACAAGUACAAGGUGAGAUUUAUUUCUGAGAAAGUCCCAGACAACACCUCUACCACCGUCUACAGAUGUGGUCCUUUGAUCGACUUGUGUAGGGGUCCACACAUCUUGCACACUGGUAAGAUAAAGGCGUUCAAAGUCUUAAAGAACUCUUCGUCCUACUUCUUGGGUGACGCUGCUAACGACUCUUUGCAAAGAGUCUACGGUAUCUCUUUCCCGGACAAGAAAUUGAUGGAUGAGCACUUGAAGUUCUUGAAGGAGGCCAGCGAAAGAGACCACAGAAAGAUCGGUAAGGAGCAAGAAUUGUUUUACUUCAACGAGAUGUCUCCUGGUUCGGCUUUCUGGUUGCCACACGGUACCAGAAUCUACAACACCUUAGUCGAUAUGCUUAAGAGCGAGUACAGACAAAGGGGAUAUGACGAAGUCAUCACCCCUAAUAUGUACAACACCAAAUUGUGGGAGACCUCUGGUCACUGGGAGAACUACAAGGAGAACAUGUUUGCCUUUGAAGUCGAGAAAGAGACUUUUGGUUUGAAGCCAAUGAACUGCCCCGGUCACUGUAUUCUUUUCAAGAGCCGCGAGAGAUCUUACAGAGAGUUGCCAUGGCGUGUUGCCGACUUUGGUGUUGUGCAUAGAAAUGAGUUCUCUGGGGCUUUGUCUGGUUUGACCAGAGUCCGUCGUUUCCAACAAGAUGACGCACACAUUUUCUGUCAGCAAGAGCAGAUCGAGCUGGAGAUUGCCGGCGUAUUUGAUUUCUUGCAGAAGGUGUACGGAACUUUCGGUUUUGAGUUCAAGAUGGAGUUGUCUACCAGACCUGAAAAGUACGUUGGAGACUUGGAGACGUGGAAUAAUGCCGAGAAGAACUUGGAGAACGCCUUAAACAAGUUCAUGGGAGAAGGCAAAUGGGAGUUGAACCCUGCUGACGGUGCUUUCUACGGUCCUAAGAUCGAUAUCAAGAUCAGUGAUGCAUUGAAGAGAUGGUUCCAGUGCGCCACUAUCCAGUUGGACUUCCAAAUGCCUGCUCGUUUUGGCUUGGAAUUCAAGUCUGACACCAACGAAAAGGAGAAUGCACUUGCUAGACCAGUCAUGAUUCACAGAGCCAUCUUAGGUUCCGUCGAGAGAAUGACCGCAAUUUUGACUGAGCACUACAAGGGCAAAUGGCCUUUCUGGUUGUCACCAAGACAAAUUUUGAUUGUUCCAGUUGGUGCCAAGUACAUCGAGUACGCCGAGUCAUUGAAGGACGAGUUGGUGAAAAAGCACCACUUCUUUGCUGACGCUGACGUCACCGGCAACACCUUGCAAAAGAAGGUCAGAAACGGACAGUUGUUGAAAUACAACUUCAUUUUCAUCGUCGGUGAACAAGAGCAAAACGAGCACAGUGUCAAUGUCAGAAACAGAGACAUUCAAGAGGAGCAAGGCAAAAACGCCACCAUCAAAUUUGAGGAUGUCGUCAAGCAAUUGCACAAGUUGAAGGAGGAGAUGAGACAAGAUAACAAGUUAAACUAG
This is a messenger RNA of Metschnikowia bicuspidata var. bicuspidata NRRL YB-4993, 2169 nucleotides long. It is a transcript of the gene THS1, whose product is annotated as threonine--tRNA ligase. Gene Ontology annotation, biological process: threonyl-tRNA aminoacylation. Gene Ontology annotation, molecular function: threonine-tRNA ligase activity; ATP binding. The record is from RefSeq and is a predicted model, not a curated record. The transcript has a single exon. Bases 1 to 2169 code for a protein of 722 amino acids. Gene Ontology annotation, cellular component: cytoplasm. NCBI's taxonomy places the organism in Eukaryota, Fungi, Ascomycota, Pichiomycetes, Serinales, Metschnikowiaceae.